UUAAGCAUUAUCCAAUCAGAGACGCUGGGCUGGAAACCGUCCAAUCAGGCAGGCAGCUGGAACAAAGAGGACGGCUUCUGGGUUUGGCGCGGCCUUUGUCUCUCUCUGCAUCUGGAGCUAGGUGUUUCCUCUUCACUACUCUGUGCCCUCUGCUCCUAGAGGCGCAGCCUCUGUGGCCCUUUCUCCUGCAGGUAUUGGGAAAUCCACAUCCAAGAUGCCGGGACCCCCUGGAAGCCUAGGAAUGGGACCAUUGCAAUUCAGAGAUGUGGCCGUAGAAUUCUCUCUGGAGGAGUGGCAUUGCCUGGACACUGCACAGCGGAAUUUAUAUAGGGAUGUGAUGUUAGAGAACUACAGAAACCUGGUCUUCCUUGGUAUUGUUGUCUCCAAGCCAGACCUGAUCACCCAUCUGGAGCAAGGAGAAAAACCUUUGACUGUGAAGAGACAUAAGAUGACUGCCGACCCCUCAGUUAUGUGUUCUCAUUUUGCCCAAGACCUUCGGCCAGAGCAAAGCAUAAAAGAUUCUUUCCAAAAAGUGAUACUUAGAAAAUUUGAAAAAUAUGGACAUGGCAAUUUACAGUUUAAAAAAGUCUGUGAAAGCGUGGAUGAGUGUGAGGUACACAAAAGAGGUCACAAUGGGCUUAACCAAUGUUUGACAACUACCCAGAGCAAAAUAUUUCAAUGUGGGAAAUAUGUGAAAGUGUUUCAUCAAUUUUCAAAUUCAAACAAACAAAAGAGAGGACAUACUGGCAAAAAACCUUUCAAAUAUAUAGAAUGUGGCAAAGCUUGUAAGCAGUUCUCAACUCUUACUACACAUAAGAAAAUUCAUACUGGAGGGAAACGCUACAAAUGUGAAGAAUGUGACAAAGCCUUUAACUACUCUUGCAGCCUUACUAGACAUAAGAAAAUUCAUACUGGAGGGAAACCCUACAAAUGUGAAGAAUGUGGCAAAGCCUUUAAGCACUCCUAUACCCUUACUACACAUAAGAUAAUCCAUACUGGAGAACAACCCUACAAAUGUAAAGAAUGUGGCAAAGCUUUUAACCAUCCUGCAACUCUUUCUUCACAUAAGAAAAUUCAUACUGGAGAGAAACCAUACAAGUGUGAUAAAUGUGGCAAAGCCUUUAUUUUAUCCUCAAUCCUUCGUAAACAUGAGAAGAUUCAUACGGGAGAGAAACCAUACAAAUGUGAAGAAUGUGACAAAGCCUUCACUCGUUCCUCACACCUUACUAUGCAUAAGAUAAUUCAUACUGGAGAGAAGCCAUACAAAUGUGAAGAAUGUGGCAAAGCUUUUACAUGGUCUGCAGGUCUCCAUAAACAUAGGAGAACUCACACUGGAGAGAAACCCUACAAAUGUGAAGAAUGUGGCAAAGCCUAUACUACAUCCUCAACUCUAAUGGAACAUAAGGCAGCUCAUACUGGAGAGCAACCUUACAAAUGUAAAGAAUGUGGCAAAGGUUUUAACUGGUCCUCAGAUCUUAGUAAACAUAAGAGAAUUCAUAUUGGACAGAAACCAAGAAUGUGA
Rhinopithecus roxellana (golden snub-nosed monkey) is the source of this 1522-nucleotide messenger RNA. RefSeq names its product zinc finger protein 486-like. The transcript is spliced from 4 exons. The record is from RefSeq and is a predicted model, not a curated record. The coding region runs from base 215 to 1522 and encodes 435 amino acids. Gene Ontology annotation, biological process: regulation of DNA-templated transcription. NCBI's taxonomy places the organism in Eukaryota, Metazoa, Chordata, Mammalia, Primates, Cercopithecidae.